CCUUUUGAGAGAGAGAGAGAUGGAGAGAGAAGCAGCAAGGUCACACACGCACGUCUCCAUCAGGCUAUGACCAGCGCUGUAUCUAUAAUUCUGUAUGGAGUAGAACAGGGAUGUCAUGGGCGGCAGCAGCUAGAGAUGCGCUGUGAAUGAUCACGUUGGCGACGCUCCCUUUCCAUUUCUAGAAUCUCGCCCUCGCUGCUCCACCCCCUCUUCCCAGCCGACCUCUUUCUUCCUUCUACACCACCACCACCACCACCAGCGGCAGCUCCAAUCCAAACUGAAACUACAAGUCCCACAAAGAUUAAUUCGGAGUGUGUGAGCUGGUGGUUCUCGCCGAGCCAAGCACAAGGCCAAGAACUGCCUCGCACUUACACGGCGCCCCCUUCUUUGGAUCUUUCAAAAGGAAACGAGAGAGGAGGAGGAGGAAGAAGAGACCAUCAUUGCCACAGCAACAUCAACUGCGUUCGGGGACGGGCUUAAAAGAUCUCACUCUACGUCGGAGCAAAGCAACUGAACUAGACACGGAACUAAUUUGUGGUGGUUGCUAGGAGCCUAGACCGAGGAGGGGGGAGAUGGAGGAUGCAGAGAUCAGGAAGAGCAGAGGCGUCUGCUCGACGGCGCUCUUUCUCAACUGGGUGGGCAGGACAGCUGAACAGGACCAAGAGGAGGAAGAGAAGACGCUCGAGCUCAGCCUUGGGCUCCCCGGAGGAGGCCGCAGGAGGACGGCGUGCAGGGAGAAAGGCAAGCACCCUGCCGUCGACGGCUCCGUCGACCUCUCUCUUGGCUACUCUACGCUUGUCCCCAACUCACAAGGCAAGACAAACGGGUCCCCAGAAGCAGUUACACGGAAUGCACUUGCUGCACCAAACAAUAAUAGCUCCCAGACAAGUUGCAGAUCUCCUGGUGCUCCUGUUGUUGGAUGGCCUCCUGUUCGCGCAUCCAGAAGAAACCUGGCUAGUUCUAGCAGAGCAGCAGCCCUUGAACAACAAAAUGUGAAAAAGGCUGUGAAGGCUGAAGAGACCAAGAGAGCUCCAUUUGUGAAGGUUAACAUGGAUGGUAUCCCUAUUGGUAGGAAGAUUGACCUGAACGCCUUCAAUAGCUACGAGAAGCUUUCUGUAGCUGUCGACAAAUUGUUCCGGCACCUUCUUGCGGCCCAAAGAGAUCCUCGCACAGAGGAGUGUCCUCCGGAAGAGGUGGCAAUAUCUGGUCUACUAGAUGGAACUGGGGAGUACACUCUGGUUUAUGAGGAUUAUGAAGGUGACAGAGUACUGGUUGGAGAUGUUCCAUGGGGAAUGUUCGUUUCAUCAGCGAAGAGGCUGCGAGUGCUGAAGACGUCUGACCUCUCUUCAUCUCUAAUCACUUCAAACCGGAAGAGAACAGCAGCUGAUUGUUGACCUUGUUUUAGAGUUGCUUGGACAGACACUAAGUGGGACGUGCUAUGAAGAAGAAUUGGAUCUUCUGAGCUUGUAUCAUCUUCCGCUCAUUCCUUUGUUGUUGCUCUGACUUGUCGGGCUUCCGUGAUCUUAUGUAACUUGUUGAUUUCCGAAGAAUGACCGGAGAAGUGAUACAAUUGUGCAAUUUAACUUGACUAUAUGGAACUUUUUAGCCCAAAUCAAAUCUACAUUCGUGGACCCUAUCCUUUCAACGGAUGGUCGAUUUGGAUGGACGCC
Molecule: messenger RNA, 1670 nt
Organism: Lolium perenne
Lineage: Eukaryota; Viridiplantae; Streptophyta; Magnoliopsida; Poales; Poaceae
Product: auxin-responsive protein IAA7
Biological process (GO): regulation of DNA-templated transcription
Cellular component (GO): nucleus
Source: RefSeq, a predicted model, not a curated record